CUCAAUAUAAUUUCGAGAAAGUUGUUCAAAGAAUUUGGUGGUCAUUUUACGUAUUUUGCGGAAUGAAGUAUGACUUAAAACUACCUAGUUCGGCUCAGCCCAAGACCGAUUUAGAUCUGGUCUUUAAUCACAUGAAUGAUUACUAA
Molecule: messenger RNA, 146 nt
Organism: Acaulospora colombiana
Lineage: Eukaryota; Fungi; Glomeromycota; Glomeromycetes; Diversisporales; Acaulosporaceae
Source: the annotation of a GenBank genome assembly